AUGCGUACCACUGCACUCACUGUCGGUCUUGCGGCCUGCGCCAAUCUGGUGUCUGCUAUGGCUUUCACGGCUCCUACCCAAUGCUUAACAAUGAAAGACGCCGCUGAAAAACUGGACAUUAGCCGUUGGAUUGAUCUGUGGAUGGAAACUACCUGCAAACGCUGUCAGUCGCCCAAGCUGUCUGAUUAUCCAACUUCUUUGCGGGAGGGGUUCGUCGUCCCCUUUAUGAAGACAAGCUCUGAAAAGAUGGAAACUCCUCACCUUUCCUCCGAUUAUGUUACACUCAUUGACAGCCUCUUGGACAUGGCCAAAACGGACUGCAAUGCAAAGGACUCGGACGACUUAUGCGAUAAUCCUGAUCAAUUCAAGUCGGUAGCCAAAUGUGUCCAAAGCAAGGCCUGGAAGUCUAUUCUGCGUAACCCCGGCGCUUUCCUAAACAUCCUGUUGGCAGACCCAUGCGGUAAACAAAUGAAGUUCAUUACAGACUCGGACUCUCUUGACAGCGCCAUUCGCUCCCAUUUGACCGAAUACGAGAAAACCUGCCCAAAGAUUAGCGAAUCGCUCGACGCGUGA
Messenger RNA from Aspergillus caelatus, 573 nucleotides. RefSeq lists its product as uncharacterized. The transcript has 2 exons. NCBI's taxonomy places the organism in Eukaryota, Fungi, Ascomycota, Eurotiomycetes, Eurotiales, Aspergillaceae. The record is from RefSeq and is a predicted model, not a curated record. The coding region runs from base 1 to 573 and encodes 190 amino acids.